UCCGCCCUGUUGCAUGCUCUGUGGCUCAGCGGUUAAGGCAGGUCUCCUGUUCUGUGUGCUUGGCUGUGAUCACCGCUGCUGGGAGCCUUAAGGAGAGCGGGUGAGCACGGAAUCCGCCAUGGAUACAGUGACCUAUGAGGAUGUGCAUGUAAACUUCACUCAUGAAGAGUGGGCUUUGCUGGAUUCUUCCCAGAAGAGUCUCUACAAAGAUGUGAUGCUGGAAACCUACUGGAACCUCACUAUUGUAGGUUACAAAUGGGAACACUGUAAUAUUGAAGAACAUUGUCAGAGCUCUAGAAGAAAUGGAAGGCAUAUCAUCUGUCACUCUCGAUACAAGCCAUGUGAGCAUAAGGGACAUGGAAAGAAGCAUUGUAGUUCUGUCUCUCUUAGAACAACUGGAAGAUAUGUGGUAGUCCCCAAUAUGAGAAGACAUGAUGACUGUGAUACAAGUUUACAAUUAAUUGGUUUUCCAACUUCAGUGGGAAUUCAUCAACAAACUCAUAUUGGAGAAAAACUUUAUGAGUACCAGGAAUAUGGAAAUUCAUCUGUCUCUACUGGUUCACUGUGCACAUGUAGUGUGUCUCACAGUAUAAGAAAAUGUUAUGAAUGCAAUCAGUAUGGUCAGACCCUGAGUUCUUCAAGUUCUCUUCAAAGAUGUGAAAAAGCUCAUGUGGGAAGAGAAAAUAAUAAAUGUGAGUCAUCUACUAAAGGUUUUAGGCUUGACAGGCAUCCUCAAACACACACAAAAAACAGUAAUGAAGAGGAUCUCUAUGAAUGUAAUCAACAGGAUAAAGCCUUUAGAUAUGAUUGCUCUUUAAAAGUACACCAACGAACUCAUUUGGAAGGAAAACCCUAUGAGUAUAAUCAAAGUUAUAAAGCCUUUGAAUGUCACAGUCUUCAUCAAGUGCAUAGAAUUCAAACUAGGGGGAAAAGGUAUGAAUAUCAGAAAUGUGAUAAAGCCUUUGCAUGUCCCACUUAUGUUCAAAUUCAAAGUAGAGGUUAUACUGGAGAGAAAGCUUAUGAAUGUAAUCAAUGUGGUGAAACUUUUGCAUAUAACAGUCAUCUUCUCACUCAUCUAAAAAAUCAUAAUGGAGAAAAAUCCUAUGAAUGUAAUGAAUGUGGUAAAGCCUUUGCACAGAAGAGUAGUCUUCUGAGUCAUGAAAGAAUUCAUACCAGAGAGAAACCCUAUGAAUGUAAUCAGUGUGGUAAAGCCUUUGCAAUGAAAGAUAAUCUUCUUAGUCAUGAAAGAAUUCAUACUGGAGAGAAACCCUAUGAAUGUAAUGAAUGUGGUAAAGCUUUUGCACAGAAGAGUAGUCUUCACAAUCAUGAAAGAAGUCAUAGUGGAGAGAAACCCUAUGAAUGUAAUCAAUGUGAUAAAGCAUUUGCACUGAAGAGGUAUCUUCUCAGGCAUUUAAAAAUCCAUGCUGGAGUGAAACCCUAUGAAUGUAAUCAAUGUGGUAAAACCUUUGCACGGAAGAAUAGUCUUCACAGUCAUGAAAGAAUUCAUACUGGAGAGAAACCCUAUAAAUGUAGUCAAUGUUGUAAAGCCUUUGCAUGGAAGAAUUAUCUUCUCAGUCAUGAAAGAAUUCAUACUAGAGAAAAACCCUAUGAAUGUAAUCAAUGUGGUAAAGCCUUUGUUGAGAAGAGUAGUCUUCACAGUCAUGAAAGAAGUCAUAGUGGAGAGAAACCCUAUGAAUGUAAUGAAUGUGGUAAAGCUUUUUCAGGAAAGAGUAGUCUUCGCAGUCAUGAAAGAAUUCAUACAGGAGAGAAACCCUAUGAAUGUAAUCAGUGUGGUAAAGCCUUUAUACAGAAGUGUAGUCUUCUCCGUCAUGAAAGAAUUCAUACUCGAUUAAAAUUCAUACUGGAGUGAAACCCUAUGAAUAUAAUUAAUGUAAUGAAGCCUUUACAAUGAAGAGUCAUCUUCUUAGUCAUGAUAAAAUUCAUACUGGACAGUACCAUAUGGAUUUAAUCAGUGUGGUAAUUUCAGAUGUGACCUGCCAUGUGGGUGCUGGAAACUGAAGUGUGUUUUCUACAAGAGGUACUUGUUUUGUCUAGCUCUAUAGGGGUCCAGGUCCCCAAGAGACUGAGAAAGGAAGGAGACUGCCAUGAUUUAAGGUUGAAUUAGCUUACUUGCUGCUUUAUUGAAAAACGACUAUACCCUUUAUAACUGAACAUUAGUUUAGACUCAAGCAAGACUGAAAGGAGACUUAAUGAUUCCAUGAUGAAAGCAGCCAUCAACCUCAUCACAGGAUUUUUCUUUAGGCAAAAGCAAUUACUUUAGCAAGUUUUUAAAUGCCUUUCUGGAUGUGAGCACAUUGAUUCCUUUCAUAGUGUGCUUUCAUCCUUGGAACAGGGUGUAUCCAGUUAGUAAAUCAUUAAGUUCUCUAUUUUUGGUGUAAUCAGGGGGACACAAUGGGGCUUCUUGUCUGGGAGUAGGUAUAGUUAUCACACUGUAUGGUUCCAUGGUGAUGGGAAUUUUUUCCAACAAUUUUGUUUAAAGAGACUGCCGUUGUAUAUAUCCCCUUCCUCUAUUGUAGCCUACCAAAAAAUUCUGCAGCAAAAGGAAUAAGGAAACUUCAUAACAUAGUGAGAAUUAUUUAAAUGGAAAGUAAAAAGAUUCUGGAGAAUUAAAAUCUGCAAUGUAGAAAUGCUGGAACUUUGUCAAGCAGAAAUUGUUACCUAGGAGUCCACGCCAGGUACUAAACUGCUAAACCAUCUCUCAUCCCUUUCUAUUUCUUUUAAGAUUUAUUUUAUUAUUGUUGCCUUUGUGAGUGCACAUGCAUAGUAUAGUUUGAAAUCAGAUGAUAGCCUGUGCAACCCAGUCCUCCCUUUCUACCGUUUGGGUCCUAUGGACCAAAGUACAUCCAUCAAUUUUGACUGCAGGCACCUUUACCUGCUGAACCAUGCUACAACAUCCACUGAGCCCUGAUAAUGUUUAUGUUAAUUAUUGUUUUUGGGUUUUGUUUUUAAAACAGGCUCAUCAAGUUCAGGCUGUCCUUCAACUCAUGACCUUUCUCCUUCCACCUCCAGUUACUGGGAUGAUAGGUUCCACUACCAUUCCCUGUUUAUGCAGAAGUCUUGUAUAUGCUGAGCAAUGAGGGCCAUCUGAGAUGAAAACAUUGAUGUAGCCGAGUUGUUUAUGCACUGGUCCACAUGUAACCCUGUCCCCAAAACAAACAAAAAUUGCAAACAAAUAAAAACCUUUGUUAAAAGAAAUUGUGUGUGUGUCUAGAGACAGAGUUUAUCUCAGUUGCCUAGUCUGGUCUGGAACUCACACUAUAGCCCUUGAAUCUUGUCCAUUGGCCUCAGUUGCCUAAGUACAUGGAGAACAUGGCUGGACUUCUGAUUGAGCAAGCCAGAGCACUGAGAGGCUUAACUAUGCAUUUGUGGACACACAGCUAGUAGCCAGAGGUUCAUUUCAAGAUCAGAAUGUUCCUAGGUUAUGAGGAAUAUCAGAAUAUUCCUCAGGUUGGAAUCCAUAACCUUCCUUGAAAUGGAAUGCCAUCAGUUCAGUGUGGAAGGAUGGGAAGAGGCCCAGGAUCUAAUCCUCUUUGGGAUUGAAGUGUCCUGAGAGUCUUAUGUGGGCUACAGCCACAAAUGCAGUGCGAGGCAUUGUUUAUGAAAAGAGAGAUAUACACUACCCAGGCCCACCCUAUCAUGCAUGGUUCAGCUGCAACUUCACUGGCUUCUUUUUUUUUUUGGUUUUUCAAGACAGGGUUUCUCUGUGUAGCUUUGCGCCUUUCCUGGAACUCACUUGGUAGCCCAGGCUGGCCUCGAACUCACAGAGAUCCACCUGCCUCUGCCUCCUGAGUGCUGGGAUUAAAGGCGCGUGCCACCACCGCCCGGCUCACUGGCUUCUUAUAGAGGGUGAGUGAGCAUGCCAGGGCCAGAGCUGUGCCCAGCAGUCCCUGGACAAGGACUAGAAGAAUGAUGAAAAGGAGACUUCCCUCCUGCUCACUGUGGGGGCACACUAAGCUGAGAUUACACAAAACUCAAAAACCACCCAGAUAGCAAGGUAUUGCAAAAUUCUUCCACUUCUCACAUGAGAAGCUCAGGCAUAGAGAAAAGUAGGAGAAUCUGGACUAAUGCAGUUCUGGGUAUUGAUGCACCAAUUGAUUAUUGUAACCACGGUAACAAGUAUGCUGUCCUUACAUAGGCACAGGGAGGUGAAGCCAUUCUCACAAAGUCACAAGGCAGUAAAUGGAUCAUAAGCCAGGAUUCGAACCCAGUUUCCCAUAUGUACCCUUAUAAAGUUUUUAAGAUGGCAUGUAUUUGUUAAUGUAGGGGUGAGGGUAUGUAUGUGUGGAGGCCUGAGGACAACUUAUGUGAACCCAUUUUCUCCUUUAGUCAUGUGGAUCCCAGGGAAGGAUCUCAGGUAGAAAAACAGGCUUGGCAGCAUGUUUCUUUACCCCCAGAAUCGUCUCACAUGCCCUCAGUUGUAUCAUUUUGUGUGUGCUCUUUGUGUGAAUGUGCAUGUAUGGAGGUCACAGGUCAAAGCUGGGCAUCCCAUAAAUUGAUAUUAUACUCCAAGUUGACUUUAUGGGUUAUUGUGUAUGGCAAGGCAACUCCAGACCCUAGAGUUCCCCAAGAUGUACCGACAGGGACCAUAAACAGGGAGGGGAGGCAUGGUUGCUUUCUAUGAAUGGCCAAAUACACAAAAGUAUCUGCUGACCUGUAGGCCAGACAGUGUCUGAUUUCUGUGUAGUAGACAGGGCCUUGAGUCAUUAUAACAUGUGUUUUUCAUUGCAAGGGAUCACAUCCCCAUAAAUUCCUAACUGUAUUAGCCACAUAUUGCUUUAAUUUUCCUAUUUGUCACUCUGGCCCUAUACAUUCAAGCCCUUUUGCAUUUUGUUUUACCUGAGAUCCAGUUCAAAUCCCUAGAAGCUGAAUAUUCCCCUCCUCCAGAGUCCAAUCUGGAUGCCAAGAUUUGAUGAAUAUCAAAGUAUGAUCUGGAAUCCCUUUAAGGGUCACAAAAUAAUUAUUUCUUUGGAUUUUCUCCUCCCCAAAUAUUGAGAAAAUAUGAGGAAUAUUUUUAGCACUUGGGAUAUACAAAUACAAGUUCUGAAUUGGGUCAGCUUGAGUCCUGAAUCUGGGACCCUGUACAAUGUAGCUGAGUGAAGUGGUCCCUGGUUUCUCCCUGGCUCAGGGUGGCUGCUCCUGAAACCCCUGCCCCCUCCAGUGUACAACAUUUGCCAAAAAACCUUUCUGCUAAAGGAGGCUUUGAGGUACAGCAGGCUAUCCUGGCCAGCUCUGAGGAGGAAGAGGCACUGAGAGGCCAAAUGACAGUCUUGCUGCAGAGAAUCUAGUUACUACUGGCUCUAUGGAGCACAGUCAGGUGAUGGGACAUAGAGAAAACAGUCUCUGUACAGAGAGGGAUAGCUUGCUGGAUCCAGCCUGGACAUGGUGCCUCAGGGUCAGGUCCCUACUUCUGCAAUUUAUGACCACUGAAGGUGGGGUUUUGAUUUAGGUGCAGAGGUGUGUAGUUGUGUCUUGCUAUAGAUUCAGUUGAUACACGCUCAGUGCUGCUGAGGACACAGCUCAGCCAUUCAGUUUCCAUCAUUCACCUCUGCAAGCUGAAGCCUGGUUGACCAACUUCUCCAGCCUGCAGGGUGAUGACGAGGACUCCUCCCAGACUGGGAGGUCAGCGUGGGACAUUACCAAUGGUGCUCAGCCAGCCCUAUCACACCAUGUCUCCCUACACUCUUCCUGUGAUUCCCAUUACUCUGCAACACCUCACAUGUUACAACUUCCAAUAUGCCACCUACAUCACAAGUAUCUACCCAGGAGUAUAAGCUCACUGUGAAUGGGUAGAACCAUAACCAGUGUAGAACAUGGGGUGAUGGCAGAAAUGGGGCAGAUUUGCUCAAUAGCCAGUUUGAGCUUCUGGACCCAAAACUCAGUUAUGGCAAUAAACACGAGUACAGUGCAAUAUUUAAAGAAUGCAGGGAAUGUUGUGGCUCAAGAGUAAAGCCCCUUCAUAGAAAAGCCUAUGGUUUUUACUACAGAUAUUUAAAAGGAAAGUCCCAGCCUUCUGGGUUGUGGAGAAGGUAUGGCCAAGGCCAGCAUUGAACUGAUGAAUGCAGAUUAUCAAGGGACAGACAAAGUAACUAUUUGUCAUUGGGAUGAAAGGACCAAGCAGAUGCCAUAACAGGUUGCUCAGUCUUCUCUCAGAGAUCAGGCCUCAAUUUCAGUUUCCUGAGACUUGAGCAAGCAGUUUCUGGGAGGGCCAUGAACAAAAGACUGCUCAAAGUUCAGCCAGAUGUUUACUGUCUGGGGCCCCUCACCAACUUAGAGUUAUGUGCAGUACGUGCUUGGCCAGCCAGCCCCCAUGGUGACUCAAGGACAAAGCCUGGGACUUGUGCUGGACUGCCCCCAAAGUAAUAAAUUGUAACCACCAACCAGUAAAUUCAAAGGUUACAUACCCUCACCCAAUUAAAAGAGAACAGAGAUAAAAAUAAACCAAUCCGAGUUGCACCCAUGCAAAACUCCCCCCACGAAGGGCUUGUGGAUUUUGCCUUUAAAAAGCUAGCCACACAAAGAAAAAGCAAGUUCCUCCUGGCCUCACAACUAUGAGUGAGUGAGUGAGUGCUUUGGAUUGAGCUUCCCUGCCCGCGGCUUGUAAACAAACAGAAAUAAACCAUGCUAUUGCAUUCUGUACCUAAGGUCUGUGGUGGUAAUGUCUUUGGGGUCCCAAUCUGGGCAUAACAGGGAAAUGUCCUGAGUGGGCCUGCUGGAGGCCCCAAUAUCAAAUUUGAUCCAAUCAUUCCCUGUCAGCACCAAGACUUCCAGAGUUAGAUUACAAAAUGCUUUAUGAAUUGAAAUUUUUUAAAUGCACUGGGUAGUGGUGGUGCAUGCCUUUAGUCCCAGCACUUGGGAGGCAGAGGCAGGUUCUGUGAGUUCAAAGCCAACCUGGUUUACAGAGCAAGUUCAAGGACAGGCUCCAAACCUACACAGAGAAACCCUGUGUCAAAAAAC
Peromyscus californicus insignis is the source of this 6975-nucleotide messenger RNA. Its product is annotated as zinc finger protein 431-like. The record is from RefSeq and is a predicted model, not a curated record. The coding region runs from base 119 to 1870 and encodes 583 amino acids. Lineage: Eukaryota; Metazoa; Chordata; Mammalia; Rodentia; Cricetidae. Gene Ontology annotation, molecular function: DNA-binding transcription factor activity, RNA polymerase II-specific; RNA polymerase II cis-regulatory region sequence-specific DNA binding. Gene Ontology annotation, biological process: regulation of transcription by RNA polymerase II. The transcript has 4 exons.